Desarmillaria tabescens is the source of this 549-nucleotide messenger RNA. RefSeq lists its product as uncharacterized. NCBI's taxonomy places the organism in Eukaryota, Fungi, Basidiomycota, Agaricomycetes, Agaricales, Physalacriaceae. The record is from RefSeq and is a predicted model, not a curated record. Bases 1 to 549 code for a protein of 182 amino acids. The transcript has 2 exons.
AUGUGCUGUUUACAAGGGCAGAUCAAACUGCCUCAUCUUCGUCCUGCUCCUCCCAUUCUUCAAAAUCUUCUCUGUGGUAACAAUCCAUUGUCUAAAACUUUCUUAAAAGAUAUUAGACAGUAUAAUGCAGCAUUGGCAUUUACAUCUGUAGCUGUGAAAGUUGAUCAAGCAAUUACCAACUCUUCAGGACCAUACUGUUUUCAUGUAUCUGGCGAACUUCAUCAUCGGAUGGGAUCUCUGCUGGCUAAGGAAGGAGAGGAAAUGUCUUAUGCACAGCUGUAUAUACAUGAUCCAGUGGAGGCAUUGAGUAUGCAUAAUCGUCGCAACCCUAACCUAAAGCCUGAAAUCAUGUCUCAACUGCAAGAUUUACUGCAUGAUAUAAAUCCAUAUGUUGCUUUAUAUCACAAGCCCCAUGAAGAGUAUCCAAAUAUUGAAGUACAAUUGCAUGUGGGUGAUGGCACUGAUGGACGACGAUAUAAUCUUCCAACAGUAGAUGAGUUGGCUGCUAUUAUUCCUGGAGAUGGAUCUGAGCCUGUUAAAAAUGACUGA